Pocillopora meandrina is the source of this 2497-nucleotide messenger RNA. NCBI's taxonomy places the organism in Eukaryota, Metazoa, Cnidaria, Anthozoa, Scleractinia, Pocilloporidae. The record is from the annotation of a GenBank genome assembly.
AUGAAAAACUCUACCAAGUGUUGUAUUAACCGUAUCAUAACAUGCUUGUCGCCAGUAAGGGCGGAAGGUAAGUUCAACCAAUUGAAAUUUGCCAAACUUUCGGUUUUGUAUCCACCGCUGAGUUGGAACACGCCUCAGAUUAAAUGAGAUUUCCCAAGCCUAUUUGACAUAAACGCUGUAACUAACUGCUUAAAAUGCAUGGUUAAAGUAAGAUUUUAGCAUUCGACUUCCCCACUGCUUUUCCUAAAUUUGUUUGUUGCCUCAAAAGGGGAAAACAUUUUCAGCGACUUUGUGCACCGUGCAACAGCUUUCAGUGUCAUGUCUGCCCGUAACUCACUUUAUCUCGAUUACACUAUUUCGUCGUUAACCGACGCUCCUGCAUCUUAGAGAGUUGUUAUGUGUAAAUCUGCAAGAAAAGAUUACAUGUCGCCGAUAAUCGUGAUGUAUCGAUAGGGUGGUUACCUUAACUCUAAACAUUUCCGAAUUUCUUAAUGAUUCCGAUCCCGACUACUGACUAUUGCUUGACUAUUGGCCUUAUAGAAACGUGAUUUUUAUUUCAUUUUACAGUUGUGAAUGACUUGCGUCCUUCAAUAUCAGCUGUUUAACUUUUACAUAGUAAAGAAGGUUAUUUCGAAUAUAAUUAAGUCAACGGACAUGUUUAGGCACGAAGUAAUUCAAUUAAUGGCGACCUUGAGCAGUCAGGACGGCAACGCCAAGGAAGACUUCGAUUAAAAAAUGAAUUUCUGCCUUUAAUUAGAAUUUUGAAAAUGGCUGCAUGUGUUUACUGUCUCGUGCGGCGCCACGCCUCAACUUCAGCAUAACGUUUGAAAGAAGCGUUGAGUUCCAAAUGGAAAUUAAAAUAAUUUGCCGUCGCGGUUUCGGUUCGCAGAAGGCACAAAUUGUGGUGAUAUCACGUUGUUAUUUUGCGUAGGACGGCUAAGAAAUGUACAAAGUUUUAAAACGCAUGUGUUGAGCCAUUAUUCUUCCAAUAAGAUCUUUUGUUUUUCCAUGUCCUCGUUGCCGUCGCCGUCGUGGUUUUCUUAAGGUCCCUAAUGGUUAUGUUUGAACAACCACUGCAAAUGCCGUGAAAGCGACACAUGUUGCACCCAGUCCCUUUCGCAAUAAUGAGUUAAAGUUGGUGACAUUACUAGUUAAAAAGUGCGCUCUUUGCUUCUUAAACCUCAGCUUUGAACAGCGGUUAAAGCUAAUAUGAGUGGAAAUUGUGUCAGAAUAAUGGAAGCCAUUCGCCGACGUAAUAUUUGUUUCAUUGUUUAAAAUACUGCGAGCGAAGGCAGCCCGACUGUCUAGAGUGAAGCGUCACGAGAGCGAAAUCUGGACAACCACUUCAACGUUUGCCGCUAGUAAGCGGAAACACUCGUUAUACUUUUGAGAUUCGAGUUUGUUCCUGUGGUGAAAAAUCUACUCAAAUUUUUCAAAAUCCAUAACAUUAUUGCGUAUUGAUUGCGUUAAAAAUAUUGACGCGAAAUCACUCUUGUGUUUCGUAAGUUUUUCUUCGUUUAGUGAGUUUGUAAUGGUAGCGCGAAAAAUUGUGAAUCGUACAUGAUAAGCCAUUAUCCGCGAUGAAUUUCUUGUUACUUGUGUCAAUUUUCAAUUUAUAGCCGAUACAAAGGCCGCUAAAGUGAGACGGUAGGACCGUGAAAUACUUUCGUCUUUCUCCUCAGAGAGAUUGGGAAGAUUGCAAUUCCGGUGAAACAAAACAAAAAAACAAAACAAAAAAAAAGGCAAAGAUCUUGAAGCAAUACCAAAGAAAUAAUGUCAUUUCAACUUUAGCACUUCAAAUGUAAGCAUUUCGUUUUUCGUGUGGAAUAUCCAAAGACCCAGUUUUAGUUGGGCAAUUUAUUACAGCUGUUGCUUCGCUAUAAUUCAUCUUGGUAUGCUGAGACUUCUAAUGUUGCCAGUAAGUACUUUUAACCGAUAGAAGAGGUAAAUUGUUUUAUUUCUUAUACCCCUUUAAGGAAACAUUAUUCUAUUUAAAUCACAGGUCUCUCCCCCACCUAAAACCCCUGAGCCUAGAUUUAAUUUGAAAUUGAAGGCCUUCCCUGUUUUUACUACAUACAAUUUCAACAACCUCAAACUUGACACAGAAAUAGAUUCUGCAAAAUCUUGCACCCUAUCUCCCAUAACCAGGUGUGCCUUUCUGUUUGACAAAGACAAUUUUUCUUUUUUAAAUGAUUCAAACAAAGGUGGAUGGUGCUGGAAAGAGUACGCCACUGCUGGCUUAGUAGGAGGUGUAGCAGCAGUAGUUGGAGCCCCUAUUGUUCUUUCUGUCACAGGAUUUACAGCUACAGGUGUUGCUGCCGGUUCCAUUGCCGCUGGCAUCCAGUCUGCAGUGUACGGGGGAGCUGUGGCUUCAGGCAGCAUAUUUGCAGGACUUCAAAGUGCUGGUGCAGCCGGCAUGGGAGCCAAGGCAACUAUGGCUCUCUUUUCUUCGGGAGCUGCGGUGACCACCUAUAUCAAGAAUAAGGUUGCUCCAUGA